Messenger RNA from Ananas comosus (pineapple), 2569 nucleotides. Its product is annotated as CBS domain-containing protein CBSCBSPB3. The coding region runs from base 349 to 1995 and encodes 548 amino acids. The transcript has 14 exons. Lineage: Eukaryota; Viridiplantae; Streptophyta; Magnoliopsida; Poales; Bromeliaceae. Gene Ontology annotation, molecular function: protein binding. The record is from RefSeq and is a predicted model, not a curated record.
CUCUCUCCACCGCCAUUAUUCAAAUCGUAGCCGUUGAAAUCCCUGCCUCUGAAUCUCUCUCUCUCUCUCUCUCUCGCACGCUCGCAUACCCUUUCAAUUUCAAAUCUCCAAUUAUUUUACUGAGGGGGGUGGUGGGGAUUUUAAAAGCUACGGCGGAAACCAAACGCAGGAUAGAGAGAGGCGACGACGAUUUCACAUUUCUCACCUUAAAAAAAAAAAAAAAAAAAAAAAGAGAAAGAAAAAUUCCUCUUCUCCUCUCUUUCGAUUCCUAGGGUUUCCGCUCCGAUUCCCUCCCCGCCACCUUCACCUUCACCCUAACCCUAAGCCCCGAUUUCGGAUACGAGAGGGAUGAGCUCCCAUGCGGUUCCCCACCAGAGAAGGAUCAGCCACUCCGCACGCCGCGCUCCGGCGCCUGCGGCGGCUGCGCGGAAGCUCGAAGCUGGCGCCGAUGGCGGCGGCGCCGGAGGCGGAGGCGUCGCCAACGGGAAGAGCUCCAAGCCCACGUCGCCUUCGAAUCAACCCUCGGGGGAGAGAACGGUUAAGAAGCUGAGGCUUUCGAAGGCGCUUACCAUCCCCGAGGGCACGACGGUCUCCGAUGCGUGCCGGAGGAUGGCGGCGAGGAGGGUGGAUUCGGUGCUGCUCACUGAUGCUAAUGGGCUCCUCUCCGGGAUCGUCACUGAUAAGGAUAUAUCCACAAGAGUGAUAGCGGAGGGAUUGAGACCCGAGCAGACGAUCGUGUCCAAGAUCAUGACGAGGAAUCCAGUGUUUGUCAUGUCCGAUGCGCUCGCGAUGGAGGCGCUGCAGAAGAUGCUUCAAGGCAAAUUUAGGCACCUUCCUGUGGUAGAAAAUGGUGAAGUUGUUGCCAUGCUCGACAUCACAAAGUGCCUUUAUGAUGCAAUAUCAAGAAUGGAAAAGGCUGCAGAACAAGGCAGUGCGCUAGCAGCUGCUGUCGAAGAGGUUGAACGCCAGUACGGCAGCAAUUUUUCAGCUCCUUAUGCUUUCAUAGAAACCCUGCGAGAAAGAAUGUUUAAACCUUCUUUGUCAACCGUGAUCACUGAGAACUCAAAGGUUGCAAUAGUAUUCCCUUCAGAUCCUGUCUAUGUUGCCACAAAAAAGAUGCGCGAUAAUCGUAUUAAUUCUGUGAUCGUCAUGACUGGAAGCGCAGUUCAAGGAAUUCUAACUUCUAAGGAUGUGCUUAUGCGAGUAGUAGCACAGCAUCUUUCGCCUGAGUUGACUUUGGUAGAAAAGGUAAUGACUCCGAACCCUGAAUGUGCUACUUUGGACACAACAAUUCUUGAGGCGCUCCAUAUAAUGCAUGAUGGAAAAUUCUUGCAUAUUCCUGUGCUCGAUAGAGAUGGCAAUAUCACUGCUUGUUUGGAUGUUCUGCAAAUCACUCAUGCAGCCCUUUCGAUGGUUGAGGGAGGAUCAGAAGCUGUAAAUGGCAUGGCAAACACAAUGAUGCAGAAGUUUUGGGAUUCUGCCCUUAAUCUGGAGCCACCAGAUGAUGAGCUUGAUAGCCGCAGUGAUGUUUCAAUGUUGAUGGCAUCAGAAUGUGCAGAAGGGAAGUAUACAAAUCCUCCUUCUGUUGGUCACUCAUUUGCCUUCAAGCUUGAAGACCGAAAAGGGCGUGUGCAUAGAUUCAACAGUGGUACAGAGAACUUAACUGAGCUUGUUACUGCUGUGAAGCAGAGAAUAGGGAUCAACGAUGAGGAGAAAAUUCAACUUCUGUAUGAAGAUGAGGAAGGUGACAAAGUUCUCCUAACUACUGAUGGCGACCUUACCGCUGCAGUGUAUGUCGCGAGAUCAGCUGGAUGGAAGGUUCUGAGGCUUCACGUUGAUGAUGUUAAUGCUGAGAAGGAAACGGCAAAGCCAUCGUCGAAACUAGCGACUGCCCAAAAAAGUCGGUGGACACCAAUACAAGUCGGGUUUGUUACAGGUGCAGUGGCUCUUACAACUAUUGGUGUUGUGGCUUACUUGAAACGCUCAAAUGUGUGAUAUCCUCUGAAAAGCAGGACAGAGUAAUCUUAGUGGGCAAUUAUGCAGCUAACUAUUGAAGCUCUCCUGAUCAUAUAGGAGAUAAAAUGCAGUUAAGUUAUUUCAAAAUCUCCAUUAGAGAGAGAGAGAGAGAGAGAGAGAGAGAGAGUUAAUAGUUUUAUGGGGAGGGUGAUUGAAAAUUUGAGGCAUUAUGGGUAUAAAAGUCAUAAAGGGAAUGGAUGAUACCAAUACGUCACAAAAACCAAUACAUUGCUUUUACCAAAAGGGUGAUACCAAUACGUCACAAAAACCAAUACAUUGCUUUUACCGAAUAGGAAAAAGCUUGUAUUUUAAUGCUAUAUGUCUCUGCUCUUUUCCUGCAUCUGUUACAUUAAUUUCUCUUCAUCUUGUUUGAAAUUUUGCUCGUCAUCGUAUUUGCAAAAAUAAUUGUAUGGAUCUACACCUGAAUAAGAUGACAAGCAUCAUCCACAGAAUGUGAAAGCUUUGGUGUGUUGUCCACAAUGUAAAGUAAUGCAAUUAUUGCGUGUUGUUAUUAAUCGAACUGAUCUUGGUGUGAACAGAUAGAUUCGUUGAA